AUGCAACCCAGAACCCGCAUCAAAAGACACCAUGCCGACUUUCUCGCGCAAAAUACUACGUCCUCGUCUCAGGCCUCUUCCUCGCCGCCUACGAAGGCCUUGUGCCCCGACCCUCGCAUACUACCAGAGGUCCUCAAUGCGAGUGCAGUCGUCACCGCCACCACCGUCACCACCACCACCACCACCACACCGUAUUCCCUACCCCAUUCUUCGUCGUCCCGCAUCAGGACUGGGGCGCGCAUCCUUCCGGCUGAGGCGACGGACGAGGGGAAAUCUUUGCCUGAAGACCAAUCGCCGCUCAACACCAUAGCCACCGCCGGCUCUUCGAGGCGCGCCGCUCACCAGCCCGGCGCAAACGCCAAAGUCAAACAUCCCGUCGCUAAGGAGGUUGUCGCCAACGCGCCCAGCGCCGAACGCUCGCAGUCGCCCGUCGCCGCCGCUACCGCCGACGCAGCCCAGUCGCCCGCGAAUCGUCCCGACGUCGCCCCGCCCGCUUGCCCCUCGUCUACUCAUCCUAAUCCCGGCCCACGCAUCUCUUCAGCCGCAUACGAGGAGACAAAGAUCUACCCUCUCCAUGGCAGCACCGAGUCGCCAGAGGCCUACUGCCGAAGGCACAUCAGGACAAUGCAGGAGAUGCCGACCAACGGGCACGGCGCAUGUGCUGCCAUUGGCGCGGCGCUCGAGAUGGACGCCAUGGAGGUUCGGGGCAAGUUCAGCCGGGCCAUGAAGUACACAAAUGUCCGCGCUCGCUUCCCUGACAUCAGCGACGAGCGGUGGACGGCGAUUAGACAGCGCUUCUUGCCCGACGAAGUCCCGGAGGGAUUCGAGAAAUCUUGCGGUCCGGAGCACGCCAUCAACUCACACUGCCUCCGCAUCAUCGCGCAGAUUGAGCGCUGCCCGAUAGCUAUGUAUUCAGACCAAGGUGCAGCGAAGUCGGUGACGACUGCGUCAAGGCAAUGUCCAAGGAGAACGAGUCGCCAGAACGCUACCUUGCGCGCCAUGUCGUCAAAUACAAAUACAUGCGCACUGAGCGUAACGGCCACUGCGGGUUCCAUGCAAUCGCCGAUCAAUUGGGGAUCACGGUGA
Messenger RNA from Jaminaea rosea, 1086 nucleotides. RefSeq lists its product as hypothetical. The record is from RefSeq and is a predicted model, not a curated record. Lineage: Eukaryota; Fungi; Basidiomycota; Exobasidiomycetes; Microstromatales. The transcript has a single exon. The coding region runs from base 1 to 1086 and encodes 361 amino acids.